AUGGCCAAUCAAGCAGCCAAAAAGGCUCAGCGUGCCAGCUCCUCACUCGCUACGCGUCUUCAGCAGUGGAUCGUGCCUCUGAACGUGGUGUACCUGCUCUUUCGGAUCCUGUGGCACCACCAAUCCGUGACUACGUGGACAUUGGCGGGUUACGUUUUUCUGACAUUAUCCACCUAUCUCAGUUACGCGUGGGCGGUUAGGGCAGCUGAAGAAGGGGGCAGUACCGAGUAUGCGAUGGACAUUUUAAUUGUCACGCUGUUCGUGCAGACUGGAGUCAUGUUCUCAACCUACUUUUGGCUCGUGUAUCUCGUUCUUCCGGGCUACUUGCUUUUCCAUGGAAGCCGCAUGUUACUUAACUACGUCUUCACGUCAAGUCCAUCCACAGAUGAGGAUGAAAACGACCCGGCCGCUCUGAAGAAGAAGGAAAAGGCAAAGCGCAAAGCUGUGCAGCCGAAAUACAAGAACAGCCGUCGAUAA
Molecule: messenger RNA, 477 nt
Organism: Peronospora matthiolae
Lineage: Eukaryota; Oomycota; Peronosporomycetes; Peronosporales; Peronosporaceae
Source: the annotation of a GenBank genome assembly